CAGACGCUUUCCCAGCUUCCGGAAAUGCGUGGCUGGGAAGAAAAAUGGCGUAUAGCCCACUGCAUAUACCUCUUAUAUGUGUGGCACCAACGCAUUCGUUUAGCCCUUUCCUUUUGUCUGUUUUCGUCGCUUUUGCAGCAUUACAAACAAUACAAUCCGAAGAUGUGUUCAGUGCGAGCCGCACGGCUUCAGUGUCAAUCUCUGCAGCAAGGGAUCUUCGGUACCUUUUAUAUGAUGUAAACCCACCUGAAGGGUUUAAUUUGCGAAGAGAUGUCUACAUCCGCAUGGCCUCACUGGUCAAGACUUUGAGGAAAGAAGGGGAUGACUGGGUAUUGGUCCUCCCCCCUUGGGGUCGACUCUAUCACUGGCAAAGUCCUGAUAUCCACCAGGUUCGUAUCCCAUGGGGAGAGUUCUUCAGCCUGACCAGCCUGCAAGCCAACGUACCUGUUAUUGAGUAUGAGGAAUUUAUUGCUGAAAACGGAGGGCCUUUCAUAGACCAGGUGCUUGUGCUACAGAACUAUGCCGAAGGAUGGACUGAUGGAAGAUGGGAGGAAAAAGUUGAUGAGCGUGCAUGCAUUGAGAAGCUACUGUACACCAAAGAUAAACAGGGCUACUACAGGGGCUGGUUUUGGGGCUAUGAAGAAACAAGGGCUCGAAAUGUGACAUGUUUAUCAGCUCAAGGCCAUGCAUCCAUCAUAGCCCCAGUUCUUCAGAAAAACUUCACAGCAAUCUCAGUCAUGCUUGACAGAGCAGAGACUCUCCUACAUGAUCACUAUGCUGGAAAAGACUACUGGAAUACCCGGCGCAGCAUGGUUUUCGUCAAGCACCUGCGACUCAUAGGGGAUGAUUUCAGAGCAAAAUAUCUGAACUCCACAGAUGACACAGACCGUACACUAUAUAAUGAAAACUGGACCCGCAUGAAAUCCAAGCCUGGCUCUGCUAUAGGAGGUCCAUAUAUUGGGGUUCAUCUUCGCAGGAAGGACUUCAUCUGGGGUCACAGAGAUGAUGUGCCCAGCCUGAAAGGGGCAGCCAAAAAGAUACGCAGUGUGAUGAAGAAACACAAGCUUCAGACAGUGUUUGUUGCAACUGAUGCAGACGGAGAAGAACUGAGAGAGCUGAAAAGAUUGUUGCCAGACAUGGUGCGGUUUGAGCCAUCCAAAGAGGAUCUGGAGCUGCUCAGAGAUGGAGGAGUGGCUAUUAUUGACCAGUGGAUAUGUGCUCAUGCAAGGUUCUUCAUUGGGACAUCAGUUUCCACCUUCUCUUUUCGGAUUCACGAAGAAAGAGAAAUCCUGGGGUUUGAUCCCAAAACCACGUACAACCGAUUCUGUGGAGACUCUGAGAAACAAUGUGAACAGCCCACACACUGGAAAAUUGUUUAUUAACUUUACCUCCACCUCUUCUGAAGCACAAGUGCCAAAAGCAGUAUUACAACUGACAGAUUUAUGAAAAAAGAUCUGUUAGGGGAUUUUUCAUGGUUUCAGUGUUAGAUGGCCACUGUGUUUGAACUUUGUGCUUAAAAGGUUCAAGCUCUGCUGCUCAACAGUGUUGGCUAAAUGUAAUUUGUAUAUAGUUUUAUUUAGAUCGAUGGUCUGUGAAUCUUUCAUAAAAGGGUAUUGUAUUUAAUGUGUUACAUUUCUAACUCACAAGUGGAGUGAAUUAUGUUAAGUGGAGACUGACACUAGUGUAUGACUGUAUUUGAUUUAGAUUUGAUAUUAUCAAAAAUGUUUUUUACUGUUUAAGAAUUCUGAAGUAUUUUAAGAAUAAUGUAUAAAAAAAAUCAAAAGCACAUCAAGAGGAAGGAACCAAAGCUUACUAGGCUUAAAGAUCUACCAUUCAAUAAAGAUUUAUUUACAGAAAGUGUAUAUGCAUAACUGAAAUUAAUUUUUUUAUUCCUAAAAAAGCAAUGUAAAUAAAAUGAUUAAAGAUUUGGUAUUAUGCUUUUUUCUAGGCACAUAGUUAAAUUUUAUAGCACUAUCAAUUAGACAUGUUACUUUCAGUUAUAAUUUUUUUUAUGAAAAAAUGUAUAAAUCAUGACAUCAUGAUAUAUACAUGACAUGACGUAAUCACAAAAAUACUGAGGAGUAGUUCAUAAGAUGAGCUUGACAGAUGUGCACUUCUGCCAGGUGAUUGCUAAUUGCUGCUACUGCUAGUCUGAAGGAACUGAGACCGGGGAGUAGUUCUCUGUGAGGCAGAAGCUUGGCUUGAGACUGCUGCUUCCAGAGGAGCUUUGUGGAAAUAGAUGGUUCUUUGUGAGAGCAAGCGCCUAGCCACCGCUGAAUGGCUGCCAUGAAAAGUUCAAGAAUUUCCUAGACAUGCAUGAAAGAAUCAAAGCAAAUAAAAGCAGGUAUGUUUUUGAUGAGGGAAUAAUAUUAUAUAAACCUCAAAGACAUUGAUUUGUCACGAUAUCCCUAUUUUAAAGGUCAGUCUGAAUCCUCAUCAGCAGUCUUGGAAAAUGACCCUCUUGCAUAAGGUGUUUUAACUACACCUUUACCUUUAUGUUUGUGACUAUAAAAACCACAUGGUAUUAGCAGAACUGAAAGAAAACACUAUAGUUACCUUGGUGACGCGGUCUCAACCUUUUACAAAGCAAUGGCCUUAUGUCACCUAUAACCCUGUAAGGUCCAACAGUGAAGCUUUCUGUUGCUCAUGUUGUAGCUAAGCUGCUGUAACCUCUGCUGAUAAAUGGAAAUAAUGCGUUUGUCGUUCGGCUAGCCGGACUGCUUCUCUUUCUGGAACUCCCUUUGACAUAAAAUAAAAGCUUAGU
Molecule: messenger RNA, 2764 nt
Organism: Xiphophorus maculatus (southern platyfish)
Lineage: Eukaryota; Metazoa; Chordata; Actinopteri; Cyprinodontiformes; Poeciliidae
Gene: pofut2
Product: protein O-fucosyltransferase 2
Exons: 9
Coding region: 45-1382 (445 amino acids)
Biological process (GO): protein O-linked glycosylation via fucose
Molecular function (GO): peptide-O-fucosyltransferase activity
Source: RefSeq, a predicted model, not a curated record